AAAACAAAGUGCGGAACGUCAUUUUCAGCUGAUUGCCGUGCGUGGCUGAUAAGCUUUUCGCCUAUUUUCUGAAUUUCGUCAGGAAAUAAAGUAUUGCCAAGUUCUGGUAAUGUAAGAAGUUUUUGCUCAACUCGUGAAUUCGAACCAAAUUAGGGAAUUUCCAUAAUUCUUAAACUUCAAAGUGAACAAGUCAACGAAGUCCUAACCUGCCACCAUGUCCGGCACAUUUGCAUUUCUAAAGAGUAAGCCCAUCAUUUUUAUGAGCUCAGUUGGCGUGGCUCUGAGCAUAGGAACACUUUUAAAGGACAACAUGCAGGGCGGCCAGUUCCGCAAGGCAGUCAGCGCCAAUGGCAAAGUUGUCAUAGUUACCGGUUCGAAUACGGGAAUUGGGAAGGAGACGGUUCGGGAAUUGGCUAAGCGGGGAGCGCACGUUUAUAUGGCUUGCCGGAAUUUGUCUAAAUGCGAAGAGGCAAGGGAGGAGAUCGUGGUGGAAACCAAGAACGGACACAUUUACUGCCGUGAAUGUGAUUUAUCCUCGUUUGAAUCGAUCAGAAAAUUUGUUGACGAGUUCAAGAAAGAGGAGAAACGGCUGGACAUCCUCAUUAACAACGCGGGCGUUAUGAGGUGCCCUCGAGCAGUCACUAAGGAGGGAAUUGAAAUGCAAUUAGGCGUCAAUCACAUGGGACACUUUUUGCUGACGAAUUUACUGCUUGAUUUGCUUAAGAAAUCCGCCCCAAGCCGAAUUGUGGUAGUGUCCAGUUUGGCUCAUACCCGCGGAGAAAUCAACGUCACCGACCUAAAUAGCGAAAAAUCCUACGACGAAGGCAAGGCAUAUAAUCAAAGUAAAUUGGCGAACGUUUUGUUUACUCGGGAGCUUGCCAAGAGACUUGAAGGCACAGGAGUAACAGUGAACGCUCUUCAUCCUGGCGUUGUCGACACGGAAAUCAUGCGUCAUAUGGGAAUAUUCAACAAUUUCUUCUCAAAGAUUAUUGUUCGGCCGCUCAUUUGGCCAUUCCUCAAGGACGCCAAGUCAGGGGCACAAACAACACUUUAUGCAGCAUUAGAUCCUGAACUGGACAAAGUUUCCGGCCAAUAUUUUAGCGAUUGCGAGCCGAAGGAAGUGGCGGAUGCCGGCAAAAAUGAUGACAUGGCCAAGUGGCUUUGGGCUGUAAGCGAGAAGUGGACGAAGGCAUCGACAUAGAAGACUUUAUUUAGGGAAAAGGUUAAUUGUUGUACAUUAUCGUAGUUUGUUAAGCUGACUUAUUUUCGAAACGGAAAAUAUAGUUUUGUUAUGUGA
Molecule: messenger RNA, 1297 nt
Organism: Hermetia illucens (black soldier fly)
Lineage: Eukaryota; Metazoa; Arthropoda; Insecta; Diptera; Stratiomyidae
Product: retinol dehydrogenase 13-like
Exons: 7
Coding region: 215-1201 (328 amino acids)
Source: RefSeq, a predicted model, not a curated record